GGGAACACCCAGCUCCUGCGCCUCUAAGACUUCCCUCUCACCGCCGGAGUUCCUCCUCUGGCUGCCUCCCAUCCCCAGCACUCCCUUGCCUGAUCCCCACCUGCCCGCAGGUAGAGCUGUCGGAUGGGACGUCACACACCAUCACAGAUGCUUAUGCUGGCAAGGAGUACAUCAUCCAGGUGGCCGCCAAAGACAAUGACAUCGGCACGUGGAGCGACUGGAGCGUGGCUGUGCAUGCCACCCCCUGGACGGAGGAGCCCAAGCACCUCACCACGGAGAUUCAGAUCAUAGAGACGACGAGCACCAGCACUUCCUCUUUCAUGCCGCCCCCCACCACCAAGAUCUGCGACAAGGGGGCUGGAGUGGGCAGUGGGGCCGUGGCAGUGUGUUGGACAGCUGGACUGGUCUUGGCUGCCUAUGGUGUCCUCUUUAUUUAGUGAGUAUGCCCCAAAUGGGGGGCAUGAGAGAUGGGGUUGGGUGCUGGAAGGGCAUGAAGAGCUCAGGGUCUCUAGCAUGGUUGGGAAGGAGACGCUGACCAGCCUGUGGGCGACGGCUGUUGGGUAGGAGGCAUUUGGGUUUGCUUGCAGUUCUUUGUCAAUAAACCCAACAUGGCUGCUUUUCCAAAUUGGGUGUUCUGGUGAAGAUAGCUGGAAAUGGUUUUUCAGACACUUUCUGCAAAGCUUGCAAAGGAGUUGGGCUUAGAUGCUCAUGUUCAGCAGAGAUGGGGCAUAAAGGAUGUGCCACUCACCAGGAGGCAUCAGAAAGUGCACCAAACAGCCUCUCACAUACUGAAGGAGAAUGCUGAAAGGUGCAUACAGUGAGAGUGGGGUUGGUGUCUUCUCACUGGUGACAGGUGACAGGAU
Messenger RNA from Meleagris gallopavo (turkey), 863 nucleotides. The record is from RefSeq and is a predicted model, not a curated record. NCBI's taxonomy places the organism in Eukaryota, Metazoa, Chordata, Aves, Galliformes, Phasianidae.